AAAAUAAAAAAACAUUUGUUUUACAUUUCGGAUCCAAGGAAAUAAGCCAUUAUUGGCUUAAAUAAGCUUUAACGACUGCAAUCAUGAGCACCCCUCGCAAGAACUAUAACAACCUGCCGCCCUACUGCCCACAAGGCGGCCAGUACCCAUCGCAGUCCGCGGAUUACAGAGCGCAGCAAUUCGGUGGCCAGCAGAAGCCACAAAAUCCAAACGUUGGCUUCUACGAGGACAAACAGGGCCAGCAAAAUGUUCCUCAUUUCUACCAGAACAAAUCCCCACAGGAGCCGCAGCGCCAUCGGCCCUACGGUCAGGGCAGGAAUUUCGGACGCGGCGGCAGCUUCAAUCGCAGGAACCAACAGAACUGGGAUCAUCCGAGGAGCCACCAGAACAGGGAACAAAACCAGAGCGGCAGCUCCUUCGGCCAGUACUUUCAUCCCUCCAUGCUGGAGGAUCCUUGGCGGGAGCUAAUGGAACGGCACGAGGCCAUCCACGGACCCAGUACUAGCCGAACUUCACCGAAAGAGGUGGCGGCUUCCUAAAAUGUAGAAUACAACACUAAGAGCUAGUUAAGCCCUGUAGGAUAAUUUCCCCAAAGCAAAGAAAGAAUUUUAAUUUUAGCUUUCCGAUAUUAAACAAAAGAAUGUGUAAACAU
This is a messenger RNA of Drosophila melanogaster (fruit fly), 652 nucleotides long. RefSeq lists its product as uncharacterized. Lineage: Eukaryota; Metazoa; Arthropoda; Insecta; Diptera; Drosophilidae. Bases 84 to 539 code for a protein of 151 amino acids. The transcript has a single exon. The record is from RefSeq and is marked reviewed.